Messenger RNA from Onychomys torridus (southern grasshopper mouse), 3551 nucleotides. RefSeq names its product coiled-coil domain containing 9 (gene Ccdc9). The transcript has 14 exons. The record is from RefSeq and is a predicted model, not a curated record. NCBI's taxonomy places the organism in Eukaryota, Metazoa, Chordata, Mammalia, Rodentia, Cricetidae. Bases 792 to 2570 code for a protein of 592 amino acids.
CAGGGUUUGGGCGUUCGUUGGGUGAAGAGGAGGUGACUGAGCUGGGACUUUGUGCUGAGUUAGGCCAAGGUACUGGGGGCGGGGCCAGAGUGUUGCUCUCACUGGGGGGCGUGGUUUUGGCGUUGAUUGUGCUAGGGAGUGGCUAGAGUUUCUUAAGGGGGUGGAGCCAGGGUUUGGGGCGGAGAUGCCCUGGGCAAGCCAGGAGAGUUUCUUACGUUUUGAAGUGGGUCCUGAUCUUUACCCAGAAGCUAGGGCCGGGUGCAGAGGCUGUCUGACACUUGAAAGAGACGGGUCAAAAUGUCAGGGACUUUGCAGGUGGGGUUAGAGUGCUAGGGGAGAAUGGUCGGGGUGGAGCCAGAAAGUUUUCCUUCGACAUAAACGCAUCCGAAGCUAGAGGAGGAGGCGGGACUCAGAGGCAUAGCCAGAAAGUUUCCUGGCACUUGGGGGCGUGGCCAUAGGGUUAAGUUGGAGGCGGAGCCAUAUUGAUUGAGUGAUUUUUUUUUUAAUGGGUGGGGCCAGAAAUCUGAGGGGAAAGAGGAGGCCUGAAGUUUCAUCCUAGUCAGGGGUGGGACCAGGGAGGUUUGUGGAGGCCAGGGGCGCGGCUGUGGCUGGCAGUUUUCUCUCGAAAGCCUCUGUAGAAAUUCUGUCUUCUGGGCUGAGUAUCACUAUGGAGGUCAAGUCCGGUCCAGGAAGCCCCCCGAAGUCGAUCCUGGGCCUGCUUGCAGAAUCUUUUCCGGCUUGGAACCCCCAGUGCUACAUUUAUUUUCUGUGAGGAGGUCGAAGCCCAUGAGAUGGCUACCACACUAGAUUUGAAAUCAAAGGAGGAGAAAGAUGCUGAGCUGGACAAGAGGAUCGAGGCUCUGCGUCGGAAGAAUGAGGCCCUCAUCCGGCGCUACCAGGAGAUCGAGGAGGACCGGAAAAAAGCUGAGCUGGAGGGCGUGGCGGUGACAGCCCCUCGGAAGAGCCGUUCCAUGGAGAAGGAGAAUAUGGCAGUGGAGGAGAAGAGCCUGGGUCCCUCUCGGAGGACUCCUGGGACCUCUCGGCCCCCAGGGGCCAACAGAGGGGGCCGGACCCACCCCCAGCAGGGAAGCCGGGCAGGAGUAGGCCGGGCAUCCCGAGGCUGGGAGGAUGGUGCCGGGGAGCAGCUACGAGGAGGAACUGGGGGCCGGGGCCGGAGAGGCCGGGGCCGGGGAUCCCCUCAUCUCUUAGGGGCAGGAGACAACUCAGCCUCUGAUCGCAAGUCCAAGGAGUGGGAGGAGCGGCGCAGGCAGAACAUCGAGAAGAUGAACGAGGAGAUGGAGAAGAUCGCCGAGUACGAGCGUAACCAGCGGGAAGGGGUACUGGAGCCCAACCCAGUCCGCAACUUCCUGGACGAUCCCCGACGUCGGGGUGGACCCCUGGAGGAGCCCGAGAGGGAUCGUCGGGAGGGCAGCCGCCGGCAUGGCCGAAACUGGGGAGGUUCUGACUUCGAGCGGGUGCGCUCUGGCUUGGAGCACGAGAGACAGGGCCGCAGGGCUGGCCUGGGCAGUGGGGGCGACAUGACAAUGUCCAUGACGGGCCGAGAGAGGUCAGAGUACCUGCGCUGGAAGCAGGAGAGGGAGAAGAUUGACCAGGAGCGUCUGCAGCGACACCGCAAGCCCACUGGGCAGUGGCGGCGGGAAUGGGAUGCCGAGAAGACCGAUGGCAUGUUCAAGGACGGGCCAGCUCCUGGCCAUGAGCCGUCCCACCGCUAUGAUGACCAAGCUUGGGCAAGACCCCCUAAACCUCCCACUUUUGGAGAGUUCCUUUCUCAGCACAAAGCAGAAGUCAAGAGCCGCAGGAGGAGAAAGAACAGUCGACCCCAGGCCAAGGUGGCCCCUCGUGCCUAUAGUGACCAUGAUAAUCGCUGGGAGACAAGAGAGGAAGCUGUGUCUCCAGCCGCGGAGUCCUCUCAGUCCAUGUCCCUGGAGGAGACACCCCCACAGCAGCCUCCAGAGAACCCAGCGCCAGCCCACCGGCCUCCUGAGGAGGAUGGUGAGGAAGAUGAGGCGGAGGAGGAGGAGGAGGAGGAGGGAGAAGAGGAGGGAGAAGAUGAUGAGGGUGAAGAAUGGGAGGACGUGAGUGAAGACAUCACUGAGGAGGAGGAGGAAGAGGAGGAAGAGGAGCUUGAGGAGGAGGAAGAGGGUCCUAAGGAGCAGGAAGCCCCAGCUGUUCCUGGAGAGCCUGGAGAGGCUGAGCCUGCUGGGAAGCCCACCUGUGAGCAGGCGGACCCUGCACCUGCCAGGCCCCAGGAGUCGCUGUCCCCAGGCCCUGUUGAACCUCCCAGCCCCUUCUCGCCCUCUGGGGACCACCAGCCUGUGUCUGACUGGGGAGGUGACCAGCCAGCCCUUGCCUCCUUGGAGAGUGGGCCAACCUUGGCAGGAGCCCCGAAGUCUGAAGAAGCGGGGCCUGAGGCAUCUCCAGGUGGGGUGCAUGAGGCUGGUGGAGAGGUGGGCCCCGAGGGCCAGGAGACGGCGGAGAUCACAGACUUCCAGAGGGUGCGUUUCUGCAAGGUGGCGGCGGCUGCUCCGCCGCCGGGGGCUGCCCGCUGACAGCGCCAGCGGACUGGGGCCUUGGCGCUCUUGCACUAACCUCCAGCCGCCUCGCUCCUCUGCUUCUGCUACACUCUGGCCAGGACGGGGUUAAACGUAGGGGGGAGGAGCCAGGUUAGCGACGGGGCCGGGCUGUGGAUUCUUCUAAAUUCGCUGAAGACCCGUCUUGGCAACCUGAAUGGGGCUGUACCUUACCCCGCUGGUGGAGACCUCCCAGUCAGCCUCUGUGAGGCCCGGGUGUGCAGGAUCCUGCACCUAGGGCCUGGGGCUCUCUGGAGGAUAUGAAUUAAAUGCGUGCUCCCGCCAACCUUGGAACUGUGCUGCUAGCGGGACAGGCUGGGCUGCUGUGCUUGGCGGGCUUUGCUGUGGCGGAAGAGGUGGGACGAGGGUGUUGUUCGCCGUCCUGACACCUCUCCCCUCCCACCCCGCAGGCUAUCCUGCAAUCCUGAAGAUGCUGCUGGGAGGGGCGGCAGCGCAGGUUUGCCUGGCUCCCGGGCUGGCUGCUCGCCUCCCUGCAGCCCACUCUGGACCCUGCGCCUCUAGGGAGCGGGAGAAGUUACGCUGGUGCCGAGUUACUAGGGAAGGGGCCGGCCGGGGUGAGCGGCGGAGCUGAGUCCUCCAAACCGGUGCAGCGCCCCAGAGAUAGGAAGCCGGGAGGGGCGGGGCCCAGGUUCGGUGGGCGGGGCUAGCGUUCAGAGGCUCUGUGGGCCGUCGGCUCCAACCGACUGGGAACCUGACCUCCGGCGAGCAGAGGGUGGCUUGUGUGCGGGGCUGCAGUCUGUGGGAGAAGGGAGGGUUCCGACAAGCUCGGCGGGGCCCAGAGCGGGGAACCGGAGUCCCAGUUAGGGCGCUAGGAGAACAGGCGGGUGUGGCUGCGAAGGGGCGUGGCUAGUGCAUUUUUCUUGAUAGUGGUUGGGCCAGCGGCUGUAGGGGCGUGUCUAGGAUGUGAGGGUGUGGCCAGGCUUGGCGCGGGGGCGGUGA